AUGUCUACAAUUGUUAGCCGCAUGGACGAGGACCAAAUCGAGGUCGACACCGGCAAGGUCUCCGUCGUCCCAGGAACUAUGAUUGAGCCCCAGUGCGCCACCUUUUGCUUACAGGAUGAGGACCACACCCUCGGAAACGCGCUCCGCUGGGCUCUUAUGAAGAACUCUGAGGUCGACUUUGCUUCAUACUCGAUUCCCCAUCCCUCAGAAGCCAGGACAAACGUCAGGAUUCAGACCUCCGACAACACAACAGCAGCAGAUGCCAUGUACAAGGGAUUAGACGACUUGGCCGAUCUCUGCGACCAUGUUAUCCAGGCCUUCCAGGUCGAGCUCGCCAAGGGCGAAUUUGAAUACGAGGAGGAGGAAAACGCCUUCUAG
This is a messenger RNA of Linnemannia hyalina, 378 nucleotides long. NCBI's taxonomy places the organism in Eukaryota, Fungi, Mortierellomycota, Mortierellomycetes, Mortierellales, Mortierellaceae. The record is from the annotation of a GenBank genome assembly.